UAAAUGCAAAGAAAUAUAGCGCAUUUCCUUGUCGCUCACGGGCUAAUGUCAGUAACAAUACGGUUCAAUGUCGACAUACCAUAUGUAGUUGGUUAACCAGUUCAAAUAUUGAGCAAAAAAACGGCUAAGAAAUAGGCAAAUACUUGGUUAAAAAGAAAGAAGAAUCUGUGAUAAAGUGUCUUUGAAGAAAAGGAGUUAAAAAUGACGCGUCCCGUUUUGCUAACUGAAAAUUCCCGUAGUGUUCUUGUUUCUUCGGGCGGUGAGAAUGUCAACCCCAGAAGCUUGCCUCAGUUUGUUGGAGCGUUUGUCAGCACUUUUUCUGCUGUAUGCUUGGGCAUGGUGUUCACAUGGACCUCACCAGCGUUGCCAGUUAUGGAAAGCGAAGUGGGUAUCAGUAAGUCACAAGGAGCAUGGAUAGGAUCUUUGGUCACAUUAGGAGCGUUCGUUGGAGCUAUACCGGCUGGACCACUAGCUCAAGUUUUUGGCAGAAAGAGAUUCCUGCAAAUGAUCAUAAUACCGUUGUUCUUUAGUUGGAUUUUCAUUGCAUAUUUUUAUGACCUUAUCUUCAUUGUCUACCUGGCCCGAUUUGUAGCUGGAUUUGCAGGGGGCGCUAUCAGCGUAACAGCUCCGAUGUACGUAGCUGAGAUAGCUCAUAUAUCCAUUAGGGGCACGCUGGGGACAUUUUUUCAAGUCCAAAUCACCAUAGGGAUACUGCUGGCAUAUCUUCUAGGUGGUGUGAUCUCAGACUUGCGAACUUUGUCUUUGAUAUCGUCAGUGUUCCCACUAGUGUUCCUGCUUAGUUUUUCAUUUAUACCGGAAUCUCCUGUAUAUUUGAGUUCGAAGAACCAAAUGGACGAAGCAAAUGACAGUCUGGUAUGGUUCAGAGGUGAUGAAUAUGAUGUUGAAGAUGAACUGGUCAAGAUAAUUGACGACAUUGAAGAAGCAAAGAAGAACGAGUCAAAGUUGAGCGACUUCUUCAACUGCAAAGCCACAUUCAAAGGCUUGAUAAUAUCAUUUGGACUGAUGAUUUUUCAACAGCUUAGUGGUGUAAAUGCCGUACUGUUUUACGCUAACGAUAUCUUUAAGAGAAGUGGAGGUUCUAUAUCCCCUGGAGCGUCUAGUAUACUUGUUGGAGUAGUUCAGGUUGUAGCAACACUAUGCUCCACACUGCUCAUCGAUAAAGCCGGUCGAAAAAUCCUCCUCAUCCUAUCUGACUUCGUCAUGUGUCUAGCGCUGGUCGCUUUAGGCUUAUUCUUCUACUUCGACGAAACCCACGACUUAUCAGACUAUUCCUUCAUUCCCUUAAUCAGCAUCGCCUCAUUCAUCGUCUUCUUCUCCAUUGGUCUAGGCCCCAUCCCCUGGAUGAUCAUGGGCGAAAUAUUCCUUCCAAAAGUCAAAGGAACUGCCAGUUCCAUGUCAGCUUCGCUUAACUGGUUCCUAGCCUUUAUGGUUACCAAUCAGUUCUCGAAUUUGGUCGACUGUUUCGGUAUAGGAAUAACGUUCCUAGUUUUCGGGGUUAUAUGCGGGGUGGGUACUGUUUUUAUCACCAUCCUGGUACCGGAAACCAAGGGAAAAAGUAUUGAAGAAGUGAGUGAUUUGCUUUUGGGACUGAAGAGGGCACCUGUGGGUGGUCUUAGUAACGGUAACUGUGAUAAAAUGACUACGGUUAUAUAAAUUUGGUUGUGAUAGAUAUAUUAAAUGUUUUGUUUAAAAGACUUGAAUUUAAGAAGAGUUUGAUUCAGGAAAAAUGACUAUUGUAUAUUAGAAAUGAACGUAUGUCGGUGAUAAAUAGAUUCAAAACUCUUCUCCAUUUUAAUGGAACAGUUAAAUAAAAUCCAACUAGACAAAUCUUUGUUCUGUAAAAAAUCCUACAUUUAUCUCUAUAUUAUAAUAAUAAAAUAUUAUGACGCAAUAGUAAUUUUUCGUAGUACAUGUAGGUACUUUAAAAAGAUGUAUAGAAGUGAACAGUUUAUGUAAAAUAUGACAUAAGUUAUACAGGGUGUCCCAGAAAUAAGUGCAAAUAUUUUAACUGGUAGUAGAGUUCAACCCUAGAAACACGCCUAUGAGGUUUUUUUCGCGAAAAAAAAAAUUUGAA
This is a messenger RNA of Sitophilus oryzae (rice weevil), 2095 nucleotides long. Its product is annotated as facilitated trehalose transporter Tret1-like. Gene Ontology annotation, biological process: carbohydrate transport; transmembrane transport. NCBI's taxonomy places the organism in Eukaryota, Metazoa, Arthropoda, Insecta, Coleoptera, Curculionidae. Bases 202 to 1674 code for a protein of 490 amino acids. Gene Ontology annotation, molecular function: sugar transmembrane transporter activity. Gene Ontology annotation, cellular component: membrane. The transcript is spliced from 6 exons. The record is from RefSeq and is a predicted model, not a curated record.